AUCCGUGGCGUAUCCACGUAUCCCCGAUUAAAUGGGCCGAAAACUUCGGAUCGGAAACGUUUCCGCGCCUGGAUUCGGCCCAGCCGGCCCAACAUCACAGCACAUCCCACCUCCUGCCCUACUCCCGUGACCCGUCGGGCGUCGGCUCUCCCACGCGCAGCCGCCUCACGCAGCGCAUCGCCGCAUCCUCCCGCUCGACCUGACGGCUGACGCAGCGCCUCCGCCUCUCGUCGGCCGCCGUCCUCUAGCCGCCGUCCGUGAGGCCGCCUCCUGCCAGCCGCCGUCCGCCUCCCGCGGCCACGGGCCGCGAGGCCGCCUCCCGCCGGCCGCAGGCUGCCUCCCGUCGGCCUCCGUCCGCCCGUGAUUACUCCCGUCGGCCUCCGGCGUAAGGAGCCCCAGCCCCUGUUCAGGCAGGAUCUCCGUUCACCUUCCUCCGUGCCGGCCGUCGGUUCAGAUGAACACGGAUCCAGGUGAGAAGAGGCCAUUUGGCGAUCUGGACGACGAUGACGAUGACGUCUUUGCUUCCAAGAAGGCAAAGACAAAGGUUGAGGAAAGUGCUCCAGGAGCUGCGACGGGAAUGAUUCUGUCUCUUCGUGAAAGUUUGCAGGACUGUAAACAUAGCCUUGCAUCCUGCCAGGUGGAACUGGAAGCUGCUAAAUCAGAAAUCGAGAAGUGGCAUUCAGCAUUUCAGAAAAUUCCAGCUGUACCUUCUGGAGCUAAUCCAGAUCCUGUUUCAGUGGUUUCAUACCUCAGUAACCUGAAGUCAUCGGAGGAGUCAUUGAGGGAGCAGCUGGAGAAAGCAAAGAAAAGGGAGGCAGCUUUUAUCGUAACAUUUGCUAAACGAGAGCAGGAGAUUGCAGAACUGAAGUCCGCGGUUAGAGAUUUAAAAACUCAAUUAAGGCCACCAUCAAUGCAGACAAGGAGAUUAUUGCUUGAUCCAGCAAUUCAUGAAGAAUUUACACGCUUAAAGAAUCUUGUGGAGGAGAAAGAGAAAAAAAUCAAGGAGCUUCAGGACAAUGUUGCUGCUGUCAAUUUUACUCCAUCAAGCAAACUUGGAAAAAUGCUAAUGGCUAAAUGUAGAACUUUGCAAGAAGAAAAUGAAGAGAUUGGGGCCAUGGCAUCAGAAGGAAAAAUCCAUGAGCUUGGAAUGAAAAUUGCGGUUCUGAAGUCUCAGAACAAUGAGCUCAGGAAUCAAUUUGAUGUUUUGUAUAAACACAUGGAUGGUGUAACAAAUGACGUAGAGAGAUCAAAUGAAAUGGUGUCCAUUCUGCAAGAGGAGUUGGAAGCCAAGGAUCUAGAGCUUGCAAGAUUGAAGGAGAUGCUUUCCCAGAAAGAAGCUAGUCACGAUGAAGCGGUUGAGGAGAGAGACGAAGCUGCAAAUGAUAUGAAUACAGCUUCAGAUCCAAUGCAUGUGAAAGUGGAAAGUUGAGGCAGUUUCCGGUUGGGCUGGCAACUAGGUGCAGUGGGUUGUCCUGAGAAAUCUAUAUGUAUACUAUGCAGACUUCAAGUGACUGUAUUUCCUGGGAUGCUGAUGUACCAAAAGUACUGGUAUAUCACGCUGUGUAUGCAACAGACCCUGCUUAUUUCUGAGCCUUGGUGGCUAGUGCUUGUUUAAUUUUGAUGGGCACUGUUGCUGAAGCUUAACUAGAACUGUCGCAUAA
Messenger RNA from Setaria italica (foxtail millet), 1661 nucleotides. RefSeq names its product FKBP12-interacting protein of 37 kDa. The transcript has 14 exons. Gene Ontology annotation, biological process: regulation of alternative mRNA splicing, via spliceosome. Lineage: Eukaryota; Viridiplantae; Streptophyta; Magnoliopsida; Poales; Poaceae. The record is from RefSeq and is a predicted model, not a curated record. Gene Ontology annotation, cellular component: nucleus. Bases 455 to 1429 code for a protein of 324 amino acids.